AUGCCCUCUCAACGCCAAAGCUGGUUCGCGCGCCACUGCACACCUGCUCCUCCCCAGACAUCGACGCCGACCUGCCCCUGUGCAAACUGCUACUCUACCUUCACCAACGCUUCGCCGGUAUCUCCUCCUCCUCCUCCUCCUCCCCGAGUCAACAGGACACAGUAUAGCCUCGGGGAGGCCACCGGCUCGACGAGACAUCUCCUCGAUGCAGACAACGCUUCACUGCAGAGCUUCACUACCACUACCCACGUCGAAAACGCGCAGUAA
Molecule: messenger RNA, 267 nt
Organism: Emericellopsis cladophorae
Lineage: Eukaryota; Fungi; Ascomycota; Sordariomycetes; Hypocreales; Bionectriaceae
Exons: 1
Coding region: 1-267 (88 amino acids)
Source: RefSeq, a predicted model, not a curated record